AUGUCAACUGAAUAUACUGAAACAACUCAUCAAAUUGGAAAAUAUUCAAUCUUCUCAAGAUUGUAUUCUGUCUCUUCAGCAAAAGGUAACAUUUUGUUUAUUCAUGGAUAUACUGAACAUUCAGGAAUUAAUUUAAUGACUGGAAAAUACUUUAAUGAACAAGGGUUUAAUGUUUAUUUCAUUGACUUACCAGGUCAUGGAAGGUCAAGUGGUACUCGUGGGUAUAUACCACUUUUUGAAGACUAUGAAAUGAUUGUAAAAGAAUUUUCAAAGUUGAUACAAAAAAGUGAUGUAUUUAUUUCUGAACAACUUCCACUUUAUCUUAUUGGAUUUUCUAUUGGAGGGUUAAUUGUUAGUAGAAUUGCAUCUGAUGAAAAAGCAUCACAACUGUACAAUGCCAUUAUUUCUAUUAAUCCACCAUAUUGGAUUAAUGUUUGGUAUGUUUAUAUUUUUUAUUACUUUGCCUUAGUCUUUGCUUUCUUCUUUCCUUCUUUUACAGUUCAUUAUAUUAACGAAUCUCUCUUUAAUAAUAAAGAAGUUGCUUCAAAGUUUUUUAAAGACCCUUAUUUACUAAAAUCAAAUAACCUUCACGUGUGUCUAGAAAUGGUUCGUGUUGGUAUUGAAGAUAUUCGUAAAUCUGAACAUGUCCCAUUCCUUCUAAUUCAAUCAUCUUGUGAUUCAAUAGUAAAUCCUAAAGGAGCUUUGACAAAAUCCCACUACUUUCACGAUUCUAAAAGUCUAUUUGUUUUGAUCCCAAACCAAAAUCAUAUGCUCUUUGAAGAAGACUUUUCUUCACUUCAUUCAACAAUGACUAAAUGGAUUGAUUCGCUUUAA
This is a messenger RNA of Entamoeba nuttalli P19, 834 nucleotides long. Its product is annotated as hydrolase, alpha/beta fold family domain containing protein. Bases 1 to 834 code for a protein of 277 amino acids. The record is from RefSeq and is a predicted model, not a curated record. NCBI's taxonomy places the organism in Eukaryota, Evosea, Mastigamoebida, Endamoebidae. Gene Ontology annotation, molecular function: lipase activity. Gene Ontology annotation, cellular component: membrane. The transcript has a single exon.